AUGACGUUAUGGAAAGUACCCAAGUCUUCCAAGAGCAGCAAAAUUAAAUCGAUGGAGAUGACUUUGAUUGAUGCUCAGGCUACUGUUCCUAGCCGCUAUGUGAAAGAUUUUCAAGAUAUCUUAAAAGAAGAUUCUGUAAGAAGGCUGUCACGAUUUGAUCAUGGACUGAACAUUGCUGGUGGUUUUCGAUGUGCUAAAUACGAAUACAAAAUCGUGUUUGAAUCAAACACAUUGAUUGAAGCUAUUUUUGAUUUUGACAUUCCAAAUCACAUUUUUGAGUUCACACCUUUUGCAGAAGUUACAAAUUAUGUGGCUAAUUUUGAUUAUUGUUUUGAUCUGAGAGGGCACAUAAUUGCAUACAGUGAUCCUAUUGUUGACUACGGAAAAAAAAGGAUUUCUGUUGAACUUGAAGAUGAAAGGGCUGACAGGCUAAAAGUAACCUUAUGGGGUGAACAUGCUGACGGAGUUUUGGAAUACAUGGACUCAAUCCCCACUUUUCCUGUUGUGCUUAUUGUACAGUAUGUAAAGUACAAGAAGUACUACUGUUGCAAAGAGUGCAACAAAAAGGUUGAGGAAAUCAAGUACUUCAGAGGUAAGAAACCUAAUGCUGAAAAACAGGUUGUCCAAUCACUGAGAGGGAGGAAUGUUGAUGCCCAAAAGAAGAUAAGUGUUGAGAAGAAGUGGAUGUGUGGUUCAAGUUACAGAUAUAUGUCAGGGAUGCAUCUGGUAGCAGGAUUGCAACCCUAUGAGACAGGAUGGUUUACAAUUUCAUUAACAAGACUUCUGGUGAAUUACGUCAGAAGGCUGGAUGUAUCUAAUUUCAACAUACGUAACAGUAACAGUGAGAUAUCAGUUGCUAGGCUUACUACAAAGGCAGACAUUAUUAAGAAAUAUCUAGAUGAUGUUGCUGAAGAUCAAGACAUUGAUCCUAAAAUGAGUGCAGAAUACUAUCAAAACUUAACACCUAAUCAGGACAGUACUGCAAAGACUGUUGUCUCCUGCACUGAUCAUAAUGACAUGGGACUUCCAGGCGAUGACAUUGUAGAGAGUCCUCCCUCAAAGAAUAAGCUACCUGCAAGUGCCGCUCAGGAGAGUGUCAAAUCAAAACCCAACAAGCGUGUCAAAAAGUUGUGA
Messenger RNA from Oldenlandia corymbosa var. corymbosa, 1134 nucleotides. The record is from the annotation of a GenBank genome assembly. Lineage: Eukaryota; Viridiplantae; Streptophyta; Magnoliopsida; Gentianales; Rubiaceae.